AUGUGCAAACGUCAUGCGAGAUUCUGGAGCCACUUUCGUUCCAACAUCACUGUGCACAGAAAUCUGGUGUUUGGCAAAGCCGAGGAGCUUGAGGAGCUUGCGGUUGAUGCUCAGAUCCUAUCAUUGACACUUAGUUUGUCCGAACAUGACUACAACACUACCAUGCAGGAAGAGGAGUCUAUUAGGAAGCAGUGUGAUGAUAUCAUACGUGUGAAGCCCGAUCUUGUGUUCACCGAAAGGGUGUUUCUGAUCUUGCUACCAUGUAUGGAGAAUAGACUUAGUAUCGUAACUUUUGGGAAGAUCUUCGAAAAGUAUUUGUACAAUCGUGCGCUAGAUGCAUACGCACUUCGCCUAGAUGACACCGAUGAGUUACUUACGGAAACUGGUGAGAAUGGAAUUAACCUAUCGGGAGGACACGGAAUAGCUUUAGCUUCUAUCCGUGGUCAGCUCUUUUCCUCACCCAUAGGAAAUGAAUUUGAAGAAACAAGACCAGUGUACUUGGCAACGAACGAGCUAGCGUUUCUGAAACAUCCUACUCUCGUUACCGUUAUGAAGAAUGGAUUUGAAGAAUGGAAUGGUUCAACACGCGGGAUCUUACCAAGAAUUGAUGCAGUCUGGAAGAUUCACAGUCCUUGUUGGAGAAAUGUGAAAGGAAACAUGAAUCAGGAAAAGGAAGAAAUGAAGGAUUGA
Cylicostephanus goldi is the source of this 690-nucleotide messenger RNA. The record is from the annotation of a GenBank genome assembly. Lineage: Eukaryota; Metazoa; Nematoda; Chromadorea; Rhabditida; Strongylidae.